This is a messenger RNA of Trypanosoma rangeli, 711 nucleotides long. RefSeq lists its product as uncharacterized. Bases 1 to 711 code for a protein of 236 amino acids. The record is from RefSeq and is a predicted model, not a curated record. The transcript has a single exon. NCBI's taxonomy places the organism in Eukaryota, Euglenozoa, Kinetoplastea, Trypanosomatida, Trypanosomatidae.
AUGAACUUCAUCACGGACAAUGCCUUUGUUGUGGACGAUGAUGAAGAAGAGGCAGUAGCACUUGGAUCUUCACCUUGUAGUCUCCACUGCGAGGAGGAGGAGGAGGGAACCGAAGAAGAGGCGGAGGAGGAGGAAGAAACCGAAGAAGAGGCGGAGGAGGAGGAAGAAACCGAAGAAGAGGCGGAGGAGGGAGAAGCUGAAGAAAAUGACGAACGGUACGAAGACGUAGAACACGGCAAGGAGGCAGUGGAGGAAUUGGAGGUCACAUGCAACUCCGGCAAUGAUGAAAAUACACCUGCGCCAGCGGCAAAGCCGUAUAUACAAAAAGGGCCAAGCGCUACAAACGUAUUCACCUCGGUGUUUGCCUGCCCGCAGGCAACCAGUGCGACAGGGACCUCUCUUCAGCACUGUCACGUGUUGGCCUCAUCGUCAUCAGUAGUAAUGCCACCGGCAGAAGGGACAACAGGCGACGGGAAGUCGGGGUUGGUUAUUCCGCCUACUGGGCGUGUCCAGGCGAAGCAGAUGCGAGUGCUAACCCGGUUUCUUGAUUUUCAAGCAAAGACGUCGGCUGGGCGCGAGAAGCGUCAGCGAGGCCUUUUGUGCAAUGAAGAAACAGCCGAAGCGAUGGCGGUCUUGGCGAGGUUUGAGCUUUCCCUUCCAACAACUCGGUUUGAUGAACAGUUGGAGGGUAUUUUGUCAAAGUCGUGGUGA